UGAUUAGUCGGACCGGGCUGUUUGCCCGCCCCUGUAGGUGGAGCCUUCCUCUCUCCUCGUGCCACCCAGAAGCUUCCAGGCUGUUGUCCGGCACGCGCUGUGAAAAUGAUCGGCCAGCAGGUUUUAGUGCUCAACCAGAACGUGAAGAGGGAGUCUGGACGUAAAGUCCAGACCGGGAACAUCAAUGCAGCAAAGACCAUCGCUGAUGUCAUCAGGACCUGCCUUGGCCCAAGGGCCAUGAUGAAGAUGCUGCUCGAUCCCACUGGAGGAAUCGUGAUGACCAAUGAUGGAAAUGCCAUCCUCAGAGAGAUCCAGGUACAGCACCCAGCAGCGAAGUCGAUGAUUGAAAUCAGCCGUACACAGGAUGAGGAGGUGGGAGAUGGAACCACCUCGGUCAUCAUACUGGCCGGUGAGAUGCUGGCAGUGGCUGAGCAGUUUCUGGAGCAGCAGAUGCAUCCGACUGUGAUCAUCAGUGCUUACCGCCGGGCGCUGGAGGACAUGUUGGACACCCUGAAGGAGAUCAGCACCCCUGUGGACACGUCAGACCGCUCCAUGAUGCUGAAGAUUGUCCACUCAGCCAUUAACACCAAAGCUCUGAGCCGCUGGUCUGAGCUGGCCUGUAACAUUGCGCUGGACGCCGUGCGCACUGUGGAACUGGAGGAGAGCGGUCGCAAAGAGAUUGACAUCAAGAAGUACGCCAAGGUGGAGAAGGUUCCUGUACAGAAACAGCUCUAG
This is a messenger RNA of Haplochromis burtoni (Burton's mouthbrooder), 735 nucleotides long. Its product is annotated as T-complex protein 1 subunit gamma-like. Gene Ontology annotation, molecular function: ATP-dependent protein folding chaperone; ATP binding; ATP hydrolysis activity. The coding region runs from base 106 to 735 and encodes 209 amino acids. The record is from RefSeq and is a predicted model, not a curated record. The transcript is spliced from 9 exons. NCBI's taxonomy places the organism in Eukaryota, Metazoa, Chordata, Actinopteri, Cichliformes, Cichlidae. Gene Ontology annotation, biological process: protein folding. Gene Ontology annotation, cellular component: chaperonin-containing T-complex.